AUGUUAUUGCCGAUUGUUGCACUCGCCCAACUCUUCGCGACUGUGCUGAGUGCGACGGUGGUCGCGCCCAGUGCAUGGGAUUUCCAAUACCCAUGGCCACUGCACUACUACAGCUUCACGUCGCAGCGGGCGAACCUAUCCAUGGCUUACAUGGACGUCUUACCCGUCAAUUCCACAUCCUCUAUUGAUGCGACAAUCGUCCUUCUCCACGGCAAAAAUUUCUGUGGCGCGACUUGGGAGGACACCGCAAAACGGCUGUCUUCGCGGGGCUACCGGGUUAUCAUUCCUGACCAGAUUGGCUUUUGUAAGUCAUCGAAACCGCCAGCAUAUCAAUUCUCGCUACAGCAGCUGGCUCAAAACACACGGCUCUUACUGCAAUCACUCGGGAUUGAGCGAGCACAUGUGCUGGGUCACUCCAUGGGCGGCAUGCUGGCAGCCCGCUUCGCGCUCAUGUACCCCGACAUCACUUCCCACCUCAUCAUGACCAAUCCUCUCGGCCUCGAGGACUGGAAAGCACUCGGUGUUCCCUGGAGAUCACUGGAUUUGCUUUAUCAGUCCGAGCUUGCAACCAAUUAUACUUCCAUACGCACCUACCAGCAAGCCACGUACUACGUCAACACCUGGAAACCAGAGUACGAUGUCUGGGUCAACAUGCUCGUCUCUCUUUAUCAGGUUGCGGGAGAGAAUGCGACGUUUGCUUGGAACAUGGCCCAGACUACAGACAUGGUGCUUACACAACCUGUGGUAUACGAGUUCGAGCUCGUCAAGGCAAAGACGCUGUUGAUGAUUGGUACCAAGGAUACCACCGCCAUAGGCAAAGCGUGGUCUCCUCCUAAAGUGCAAAAUGUGCUCGGGAAAUAUGAGGUCUUGGGGAAGCAGGCAGCGUCGAGGAUUCCAGGGGCGGAAUUAGUGGAAUUCAACGAUCUUGGCCAUAGCCCCCAGGUUCAGGAUAGUGAGCGGUAUCACCGGGAAUUAAUCUCAUGGCUGGAUCGUACAGGUUAG
Plenodomus lingam JN3 is the source of this 1002-nucleotide messenger RNA. RefSeq lists its product as uncharacterized. Gene Ontology annotation, cellular component: mitochondrion. Gene Ontology annotation, biological process: acylglycerol catabolic process. Lineage: Eukaryota; Fungi; Ascomycota; Dothideomycetes; Pleosporales; Leptosphaeriaceae. Gene Ontology annotation, molecular function: monoacylglycerol lipase activity. The record is from RefSeq and is a predicted model, not a curated record.